Molecule: messenger RNA, 3015 nt
Organism: Sorex fumeus (smoky shrew)
Lineage: Eukaryota; Metazoa; Chordata; Mammalia; Eulipotyphla; Soricidae
Gene: GRSF1
Product: G-rich RNA sequence binding factor 1
Exons: 10
Coding region: 45-1460 (471 amino acids)
Biological process (GO): regulation of RNA splicing
Cellular component (GO): nucleoplasm; ribonucleoprotein complex
Molecular function (GO): RNA binding
Source: RefSeq, a predicted model, not a curated record
CGCCCGGCCCGGGCCCCGCGCCGCCGCCGCCGCCGCCCGACGCCAUGGCCGGCACGCGCUGGGUCCUCGGGGCGCUGCUCCGGGGCUGCGGCUGCAACUGCAGCAGCUGCCGCGGCGCGGGCGCCGCCUGCCUGCCCUUCCCCGCGGCCGCCGGCUCCUUCCCGUCGGCCGUGUCGGGCCGCCGCCGCCUGCUGCUGCUGCUCGGCGCCGCCGCGGCCGCCGCGUCGCCCCCGCGGGGCCUGCACACGCGGCCGGGGCCCUCGGCCGCCUGCUACCCGGCCCUGCGCCCCCCGCUGCUGUCGCCCUCGCUGGUGGCGGCGGCGGCGGCGGCGGUCGCGGCGGCGGCGGCCGGCCCGGCGCGCGGCUACGGCCAGGAGUCCAAAACUACCUACUUGGAAGACCUUCCACCUCUCCCCGAGUAUGAAGUGGCUCCCACCAAGUUAGGAGAGGAAGUGGAUGAUGUUUAUCUGAUUCGAGCUCAAGGAUUACCAUGGUCCUGCACUGUAGAAGAUGUGCUUAACUUUUUCUCAGACUGCAGAAUCCGCAAUGGUGAGAAUGGAAUACACUUCCUGUUAAACAGAGAUGGGAAACGAAGGGGUGAUGCCUUAAUUGAAAUGGAGUCUGACCAGGAUGUGCAAAAAGCCUUAGAAAAGCACCGUAUGUACAUGGGGCAGCGGUAUGUGGAAGUGUAUGAGAUAAACAACGAAGAUGUGGAUGCCUUAAUGAAGAGCCUUCAGGUCAAAUCUACGCCCGUGGUAAAUGAUGGUGUGGUUCGUUUGAGAGGACUUCCUUAUAGUUGCAACGAGAAGGACAUCGUAGACUUUUUUGCAGGACUAAAUAUAGUAGACAUUACUUUCGUUAUGGACUACAGAGGGAGAAGAAAAACAGGAGAAGCCUACGUGCAGUUUGAAGAACCGGAAAUGGCUAACCAAGCCCUGUUGAAACACAGGGAAGAAAUUGGUAACCGAUACAUAGAGAUAUUUCCAAGCAGAAGAAAUGAAGUGCGAACCCAUGUUGGUUCUCAUAAGGGAAAGAAAAUGGCAUCUUCUCCUACUGCUAAGUAUAUCACAGAGCCAGAAAUGGUCUUUGAAGAACACGAAGUAAAUGAAGAUAUUCGACCCGCGACAGCUUUUGAAACUGAAAAAGAAAUAGAAUUGCCUAAGGAGAUGCCAGAGAAGCUUCCAGAAGCUGUUGAUUUUGGAACGACGCCUUCACUCCAUUUUGUCCACAUGAGAGGGUUGCCUUUCCAAGCCAAUGCCCAAGACAUUAUAAACUUUUUUGCUCCCCUGAAGCCUGUUAGAAUCACCAUGGAAUACAGCUCUAGCGGGAAGGCCACGGGAGAAGCUGACGUGCACUUCGAUACCCAUGAGGAUGCAGUCGCAGCCAUGCUCAAGGACCGGUCUCAUGUUCACCAUAGGUAUAUUGAAUUGUUCCUGAAUUCAUGUCCAAAAGGAAAAUAGGACGACUUCUAAGGAUUCCAGAUAAACAGGAUGAAGCGAGAAGCAUUUCAUUUGCACAUCUUUUUGGACGUGGGAUAUAAAGUUCCAGUUUCUCAGCAGCAACUGCUAGAGAAAGGAUUUGGGGGCUUGGGGUUAAUUGCUUCUAAGAAAAAUUCCUUAGUGGACUGUUCAGAAAGGAAAAGAAAAGAUUUAGUUGGGGUUUCCGAAAUAAACCACAAAUUAAAUGAAAAUUUAAACCACCCAGGAUCUGAUUUUAAAAUCUGGUCUACAUAUGAUUAAAGAGCUUGUUUUUGUAGAGGAUAUGUUGCCCAAAGUUAGGACUAUACAUUUUUAUUCAGCACUAUCCUUAAAAAUCUUCUGCCUGUUUAAAAAGUUGUCUGUUGGGGGCCCGAGCGACGGUACGGCUGGUACGGCGCUUGCUUUUUGCAAGAGGCCAACCCAGCUUUGAUCCCACCAGCAUCCCAUAUGGUCCCCAGAGCCAGGAGCAUCACUGGGUGUGGCCCAAAAGCAAAAACAACAUGAUCUGUUUGAGGUUUUUGUUUUUUGCCUAUGAAUUGAGCCCUCUAAUAUAAAACUCAUGGAAUAAAUACCGAUUUAUUUUAACCAAGUACUCACCAAAGCAAGAAAACAUUACACAUCUUUGAGCCAGUAUGUUCUGAUGGAGUAGUUUUAUUUUUAGGUGUAUUUGAUUACUUAGGGGGUAGAAAUGGGGAAAAAAAGAAGACCAAAAAGGAAAAAAAAUAUAAAAGAAUACUGCAGGUUAGUGAGUGUAAAUGAGGACAGUUGGGCAGUUCCCUGUCUUUAGAAAUGUUUCCUGUUUCCAAGCCUUGUGCUGAAGGCAUGUGCCUGAAUACUUGAGGAAGGAAUUCUGAGAUAAGCUUAAAAGUUGUCUGAACAGCUCCCCCCACCCCUUUGUUUUGUGUUUUUGGGUAAAUCUUAUGGGUGUGUGUUUAGUCCCAAAACUGUGAAGUGAUCUGUCAAAACAGUCCUGCCCGGGAAGGACAUUAAUGGCUUCACUUGAAUUUAAACCAGCUCUAGUAGGAAAAACCUAAGUCUCCUCAUUUGCUUUUUUCAGUGGGGUAGCACAUCCCAUAUUUUAGAACAAGUAGGGGUGCCUUGCUUAAAUAAAAAUAGCAUUUAAUGUAUAAUUGUGUGAAGGGUUGUGGAUAAAGCUGUACUUCUGUCACCCUGUGGCAGUACCUUCUGCUUUAAUAUUAAACAACUUGUUAUUUAAAUAUUGGAAUCACAAUGGCUGGCUUCAAAAUGUAGUCGUUAAUAAACUAAUUUUACGUGCACCUGUGUAGGAGAAUUAAAGUCCUGUAUACUUCAUUUGCCUUGUUCCUGUUCUCAGGGUGUGACUCCACAUAGUUACCAGGAGAUGCAGUUCUAGUUCUCAAAAUGGAGCUAGUCCUUAUUUCUGAGAGGUGAUAUCUGGUAGAGAGAUGAUGUCUUCUCUCACUUGUAAUCAUAACCAUCUUUGAUUACCAGCUAAGAUACCAAAUCACUGUACUGUAAGUAGUCAAUAAAAUGAAGGCUUGUUUCAGGCUAAAGAUUA